AUGUCUUCUACACCAGGUCUUGUGGGUUAUUCCCAAGACCCGUCUGGCACACCAGACCAAUCCGAAGAAGCAGCUGCAAAAGAAGAAUUCGAAUCCAUCAAGCCUCGUGCCGAAGAACUUGCAAACGAUGCCCGAAAAAACGCUUCAAAGAGCGUAAGAAAUGCAUCUAACGCAGAGUAUGGACCAAACCAACGAAGCGACGCUUUCAAACGUGGAGAAAAGAUUGGAAUUGAUGUUGGGACUGAGAAUUCAGCUGGAGGAACGACUGCCGUUCCGGAGCCGGCGGAUCGCACCGAUAGCGAAAAGAGCAAGAGGUCCGAGAAGGUUGGGAGGGAAGUACCAGCGAGUAUCAAUCCUCACUCUAAGGAACCGAAUCCUGGUGAUUAUUAUGGGUCUACUGGUGGAUACUAA
This is a messenger RNA of Orbilia oligospora ATCC 24927, 411 nucleotides long. RefSeq lists its product as uncharacterized. The transcript has 2 exons. Bases 1 to 411 code for a protein of 136 amino acids. The record is from RefSeq and is a predicted model, not a curated record. NCBI's taxonomy places the organism in Eukaryota, Fungi, Ascomycota, Orbiliomycetes, Orbiliales, Orbiliaceae.